Messenger RNA from Sceloporus undulatus (fence lizard), 3180 nucleotides. RefSeq names its product TUB bipartite transcription factor (gene TUB). Gene Ontology annotation, biological process: protein localization to cilium. The coding region runs from base 284 to 1798 and encodes 504 amino acids. Gene Ontology annotation, cellular component: cilium. NCBI's taxonomy places the organism in Eukaryota, Metazoa, Chordata, Lepidosauria, Squamata, Phrynosomatidae. The record is from RefSeq and is a predicted model, not a curated record. The transcript is spliced from 12 exons.
UGUAUAUUCCAGGUACCGGCUGAGAAUACAUGAAUCACAGCUCAGGAAGAAUCCCCUGCUCUUGAUAAGACAGUGGUACAUUCCUUCGAUUGUGAUUCUCCACUAAAUUGGUUGCUGUGCAUUUAAUUCUCUUCCCAUCUUUCACUGCUUAGAGGUCUUGUGCAGCAUCUGCCCAAUUGGUUUGUGGUUUGAGGAAAAAAUUAAGCAAUUCUUUAAUCCACUCUUCUCAUUAAACAACUGGGGAGACUGCAGGAAAGUGCAAGCAAGGACUGAGCUGCAGAGGAUGGAUGGUGUGAGUAGCAACAGGACAAUGUCUUACAGCCGAUGGAGUUAUGACAGUGUUUUAGAUGACGAGAGCAGCAAUCUGCGACAACAAAAGCUUGACAGACAGAGAGCUUUGCUAGAGCAGAAGCAGAAGAAAAAACGUCAGGAGCCACUCAUGGUUCAGUCCAAUGUGGACAGUCGCACCAGGGCACGCAGAAUGAAACAAUCAGAAGAACAAGCACCAUUGGUUGAAUCUUACCUCAACAGCAGCACCAUUUAUCAUGCAGUACAGGAGGCUGAGCCAGAAGAUGUAAAGAUGGUAGCGGACUCACAAGCCCCGAAAUCAACUAAAAAAACCAAGGCAGGCACAGGAGGAUGCCAGACUGGCAACACCAGACUGGAGAAAAAGGGAAAACACAAAGGCAUUGAUGGUCCAGCUGCUUUCCAAGAUGAUGUAAAGGAAAUUGGGAGCCGGGUUCAGAUCCUUACUGUUGGAGAAGCUGGUCAAGAUGAGGAUGAUGGUGAGAUAAUAGCUUCCAGUCAGCAACAAGGCAAGCAGGAUCUUAGAGUAACGAUGCAGAAGAAAGGUAUUUCGAGUAGCAUGAAUUUUGAUGAAGAGGAGGAUGAGGAUGAUGAAGACAGUUCAAGUUCCUCACAGUUGAAUAGUAAUACCCGACCAGGUUCUGCAACAAGCAAAAAAUCAAACAAGGAAACAGCCUCAGGGCCCAGCCCUUCAACUAAUAACCUUGUGAUAGAUGUUGAUGACCUGGAGGAGUUUGCUGUGAGGCCUGCUCCUCAGGGUGUUACUGUCAAAUGCAGAAUCACGAGAGACAAGAAGGGGAUGGAUCGCGGAAUGUACCCUACAUACUACCUCCACUUGGAAAGGGAGGAUGGUAAAAAGGUAUUUUUGUUAGCUGGAAGAAAGCGAAAGAAGAGCAAAACCUCAAAUUACCUCAUCUCCAUUGACCCAACAGACUUGUCACGAGGCGGAGAGAGUUUCUUUGGAAAACUGAGAUCAAACCUUAUGGGGACAAAGUUUACAGUUUAUGAUAAUGGAGUAAAUCCAAUGAAAACAACAUUGAGUUUAGAAGCAAGUAAUCUGCGGCAGGAGCUGGCUGCUAUUUGCUAUGAGACAAAUGUUUUGGGCUUCAAAGGUCCUCGCAAAAUGAGCGUCAUCAUUCCAGGCAUGAAUAUGGACCAUGAGAGAGUUUCCAUCAGACCACGCAAUGAACAUGAAACACUUCUCUCAAGGUGGCAGAAUAAAAACACUGAGAGUGUCAUUGAGCUGCACAACAAAACACCUGUCUGGAAUGAUGACACUCAGUCUUAUGUUUUAAAUUUUCAUGGUCGUGUCACACAAGCCUCAGUGAAAAACUUCCAGAUCAUUCAUGAUAAUGAUCCUGACUAUAUAGUGAUGCAGUUUGGCCGUGUGGCUGAGGAUAUUUUCACCAUGGACUACAACUAUCCAAUGUGUGCACUUCAAGCUUUUGCUAUUGCCCUGUCUAGUUUUGACAGCAAGCUGGCUUGUGAAUGAAUAAGCUAAAUCCAGGCCUCUCUACAGCCAAAACCAUGUGCCACCGGAAGAAGAAAACAAACAUUCCACAUUUUUCUCUGGUGUUAGUGGUUUCAUACUGUCAUGGGGCAGGUAAAUUUUCUUUUGCAAAGGACCAACCCUUUCGCUGGAGAGAAAAUAUUUUAAAAUUCAGGACUUUCAAGAAAUAUCUCCCUCCCUACACACACCCAUUCUCUAUUUUUCUGGAAGUGGCAGCAGAAAUGUGUAAAUAGAAGUCCUAUCUAUUGUUCUCAGUUAUUUUAUGAAGAUGUGUCAUGAUGUACUAUAUCAUGGCUGAAGUAAAAUCACCACUGAGAGUGGUGUGUCUUUUUCUCCCUAAAUCCACGAAAGCUACUACAACGCAAAUCUGGUUUUGGAUUUAAGAAGUAUUCAGAGGCAGUAAGGGUAUCUCAAAAUGGCAUUAAAUACCAUGAGAACUGCACAUCAUCCACCUUAGAAACAAGACCACAAGAAAGCUGCACUUUUUAAAAACAAAAAGAAAAACAGAUAAAGGUAGCAUUUAAGACUGCACUUCAUUUGGGAUAUUAUUUAUGUGGGCAGGACCUGGUGGAUCUUUUAUUCUGGCUGAGGAUGGAGGGGGGAGAAGUGGGAAGCACAAAUUAAAUAUUGCACAAGUCACUUGUAUUCCAAGGUGUCAUAAAAUGCAUUUUCAUUUCAGUCUCACUUAUAAAAGCAAAUUCACUGAUAUUUUAUAAAGGGUGGUGGUGAAUACCUCAACAUUGCCAUAUGAAUGCUAGUAAUAUAUGUUGCACUACAAUAGUAAUUCAAAACUGGGAUAAUUCUUUUUGUCAGAAAGAGUGCAUGUGCUUUACCUGAUGUCUCAUGCUCCAUCUAUGACAUGUUCUGGUAAGACUCUGGAGCAUCACAGUUGGGAAAGACUUCUGCCUAUGACCCUGGAGAACUCCUGCCCCUCAAGACAGACCAGAGGGUUGAGGUCUGACUUGAUAUAAGGCAGCUUCAUAGGCUGUAAUGAUUUUAAGUAAUUGUAGUUUCACUAUUCAGAUGAAGACUUCUUCAUACACCUGCCUCUUUAAGGCAGUCAUGUAGACGAUUCUGGAACUAUUAUAAAAUGUCCUUACCAUUUUGACUUGUUCCUUUCCAUAUACAAUAUGAGUUUUUGUUAUUUUCCAUAGAAAGAUCUAUUGGAUGCAUAUUGAUGUGAGUAUGAAAGUGCCAGUGACUGAGCAGAGCUUGGAAAAGUUACUUUUCUGAGCUCAGAAACUGGGCUGGAGCCUGUUUUUUCCACCUAGAUGUUAGGCCCUUAUCACACAGAGGGUUUUGCAGCUCUGAUCCAGAGCCACUGCGGGUCUAACCUUGCGAAUUCAUGUUAAAACAUGAUGUAU